AUGAGAAUUUCACUUUGCUUCUAAGAGGAAACGAAGGAGGACAAUGACGGAAACUGUCUAACCUCAAUAAUCACCAGAACCGUCAUCCGUCAAUUGAAUUUGUGUGGACUUUUAUUCGCUGCUUUCUCGCUUACUUUUCGACUGUUCUUGCUUCAGUUCUUAUCGAGUCCAUUCUGGGGCAAAGCGCCAAUCGUUUCGACGGAGAAGCACCGAAAGCCCCACCAUUACGCCCGCUCGCUUAAAAGAAAAGAGAACCUCGACAGUUCAACAACUUUUUCCGUCGCAACAUCGUCCUCAGCAACCACUGGAGUCUGUUUGUAUUCCAAGCAAAAUCGUACCAGAACAAUGGGUCAACCAUCCUCCGAGGCGUCGAACGCCAUCAUCUAUACUACAUUGGGAGUUUUCCUGAUCAUGGGAACCGGUGUUGCCUGGACGAUGAGAAACCAAUCCAAGGGGGAUUUCCUCGCCGGAAACAGGACUCAGACGGCUAUUCCGCUCGCUUUGAACUUCAUCGCUUCCGGUGAGUGAAAGCACACAACGCGACAAGGAGGCACUCAACAUCGACAAUUGAGGCCUCUACUGCAACAUGAAGAUCAGAGCGGUAGCAACGCACCGAACAGAGCAUUUCGAAAACAACGAGAAAUGGACCAGACAUGUGGUUUCGAAACUCCACUUUCACGAUAACAUCAACAACAACAAUAAGGGCCUGAACUGAGCAAAGCAUCGCCGGCGAUGACAUAGGUAUAAGUUGAGCAGACUGACAGCAUAGGUUCGUUCGCACCCAAUCUCCAACCUAUCUUCCAUCUUCCGAGGUUGUACCCGCGCGUCUUCGUUUUGGCACCUUCUCUCGAGGUGGUGUCAGGAAGGAUACCAUGGAUAUUACUCAAGGUUAGAUGAGAGGUUGCGGCUCACUACGGGCGCCGAGUCAAAAGCUUGCUCGCCUGGAUCCAACCUCCUGCUCUUUCAUCCUCGUCUUACACAAAAGCCUCCUAGGGGAAUAUGGUAUUUCCGAGGAUAGAGAGGAUGAACACAGAGGAGAUCUGGCGACUUGCUGGACGACGAAGCUGAGAUUGUACCGUGAUUACUCGAUCAAGUUAAUGCUUGCGUGAGAAACGUGCUGCCGCUCCGAUCUAUUCCCCCCCUCCCUACUCCCCCUUCCUCUCUCCCCUUUACUCUUGUGGGUUGGAAAAACUAACCUGCGUAGCUCUCGGUUCUGGAAUCCUUUUCACUUAUCCAGAAAUCGCCACGUUGGCUGGUCUUCAGGGCGUCCUUGUCUAUGCUUUGGCUUCCGCACUCCCGCUGUUCGUCUUCGCCUUACUGGGCCCUAUCAUCAGACGCAAAUGCCCUGAGGGUUUCGUCCUCACGGAGUGGACCAGACAGCGCUAUGGAACCAUCGCGGCCUUGUACCUGAGCUUUGUGACGCUGGUUACGCUUUUCCUGUACAUGGUUGCUGAACUGUCCGGUAUUGGUCAGGUUGUUGAAGUCUUGACUGGUCUUAACGGAUUGCCGGUCCUCAUCGUCGAGUGUGUAAUCACGACCAUCUAUACCUCAUUGGGCGGGUUUCGAAUCUCUUUCAUUACAGACAACAUUCAGGGAGCGAUGGUGAUCGGACUCCUCGUCGUCGCAUCCAUUGCUAUCGGCGUCGAGACCAAGAUCGAUACCAGCCUGAUCGAGCCCUCUGGUCUUUUGAAGGAUAGUCUCUUGGGCUGGCAGCUUCUCUACAUCCUCCCGGUUGCCAUUUUGACGAACGACUUCUUCUUGUCCAGCUUCUGGCUCCGCACCUUUGCCUCCAAGACCGACCGUGAUCUCUGGAUCGGCAUCACCCUUGCUGCCCUUUUUAUCCUCAUUAUUAUCACCAUGAUAGGCUGCACCGGACUUAUCGCCGCCUGGUCCGGCGUCUGGCCCGGCUCGGACCCGGAAAACCCCCUCCCGGGUUCCGUUGCCUUCUUUGGCCUGCUUGAGAAUCUUCCUGCCUGGGUCGUCGGCUUCGUCCUCGUCAUGUCUGUCACCCUCAGCACCGCCGCCUUUGAUUCGCUCCAGUCCGCCAUGGUCUCGUCCGCCAGCAACGAUUUGUUCCGCAACAAGCUCAGCGUGUGGUGGAUCCGCGUCGCCGUAGUUUUGAUCAUCAUCCCCAUCGUGGUCCUUGCCAUCAAGGCGCCCUCGAUUCUGCAGAUCUACCUGAUUUCCGAUCUCGUCUCUGCCGCCACCAUUCCCGUGCUGAUCGUUGGCUUGUCCGACCGGUGCUACUGGUGGCGCGGCUUUGAGGUGGUCGUCGGCGGGUUGGGCGGUAUCUUCACCGUCUUCAUCUUCGGCGCGAUCUACUACAACGACGCAUACAAGGGCGCUCAGCUGAUACUACUCGAAGACGGCAUCUAUCAGGAGGGCUGGGCCGCGUUCGGUGCCUUCGUGGCUGCCCCUGUCGGCGGUCUUUUGUGGGGCUUUGGAGCCCUUGCGCUCAGGCUGGCGGUGCAAUGGGUCCAGGCCAAGAGAAAGGGUGUGAGGUUCGACGCCCUUGACCGUCCAGUUGUGGUAGAGAGUGACAGCGAGGCGAUCCAGUAUGUUGCUGGCGGAGACUUGGAGACGAUAUUGAGCAAUGGACAGGAGUCUGGGGCUGGAAAGGUUCCUGGCAAGUUCUUUUGAGCGGUGUCUGUAUGCUUUGUACCCUAUUCUUAUCAUCACGGCGCAAUGGCCCUGGAGAUGCAUGGACGGCAUGCUUACAAUGACCACCCAGUCAUCCCUUAUCGGGGUGAACGGCGCAAAUGGCUAACGACAAAAAGGGGGCUGGGACAGUUGAGGUAAGGGGGGCUCAAGCUGUGGAGGUUGGAGGUUGAAGGAUUAGUGCGAGGUAUUGGCGAUGGAUAAUAUGGGGGUCGAGUUUUGGGUGAGCUUCAGUUUCGAUUCUCUUUGUCGUCACACGACGACGACUGCAUCACGGAAGCAAUCAUAAUAGAUGCUGUUACUACACUCAUUGAAUCAAAUCGACACAUUCGCUCACCACCAUUUGUUUCAAAGAUUUCCUAUCUUGAAAUAGGACGUACUAUUUCCAG
Messenger RNA from Neurospora crassa OR74A, 3047 nucleotides. Its product is annotated as urea transporter, variant. Gene Ontology annotation, molecular function: transmembrane transporter activity. The record is from RefSeq and is a predicted model, not a curated record. The transcript is spliced from 5 exons. Gene Ontology annotation, cellular component: membrane. NCBI's taxonomy places the organism in Eukaryota, Fungi, Ascomycota, Sordariomycetes, Sordariales, Sordariaceae. Gene Ontology annotation, biological process: transmembrane transport. Bases 1444 to 2640 code for a protein of 398 amino acids.